Messenger RNA from Suillus paluster, 555 nucleotides. RefSeq lists its product as uncharacterized. The transcript is spliced from 2 exons. The record is from RefSeq and is a predicted model, not a curated record. The annotation marks the transcript as partial. NCBI's taxonomy places the organism in Eukaryota, Fungi, Basidiomycota, Agaricomycetes, Boletales, Suillaceae.
AGGCAUGGGAUUAUACACCAAGACACCAGUGAUAGCAAUGUUUGGAUGUGGAUUCCUCAAAUUGACGAGCGGUUUGCAGUUCCUGAGUGGAUAAAAGAACAAGAUGGCAAAACGCACUUCAGAAUGGCAGUGGUUGACCCAGAGUGGUUUCCUAGGCAUCCUGGGGUGGCUGGUAAUUUUGGCUUAGCGCUUGACAUGUUGGAGAGUAAGAGCGCUGCCAAUGGAGUUGUUACCACUGGAACAUUCCCUUUUGGCACCAGCGCGGAAAAUGAGGCUCCUGGUAUCACACACAACCUUGAGGCCUAUAUCUACCUUAUAUGGCUCAUUGGGGUGAACUUCAAGGGUCCAUACAAUGAUGUCCAACAUUGGCCUCCUCCUGUCGAGCAGCAAAGACCCAUCCCCAACAAUGCAGUGUCUAUGUCGGAGGCAAACAGGCUCACUGCCGAGAAAUUUGGCUGUGCUCCUAUCGAUGAGAAGCACUUCCCUCCUUCCACGGGUGUUAAGACAAAGAGUUUUGAGCAUGGGCAAAAGUGGGUACCUACGACCUUACGAUAG